Molecule: messenger RNA, 2471 nt
Organism: Oncorhynchus tshawytscha (Chinook salmon)
Lineage: Eukaryota; Metazoa; Chordata; Actinopteri; Salmoniformes; Salmonidae
Product: pro-adrenomedullin
Exons: 5
Coding region: 402-995 (197 amino acids)
Biological process (GO): adrenomedullin receptor signaling pathway; regulation of systemic arterial blood pressure; positive regulation of heart rate
Cellular component (GO): extracellular region
Molecular function (GO): hormone activity; adrenomedullin receptor binding
Source: RefSeq, a predicted model, not a curated record
CCCCUCCCACAUUGACUGUCAAUAAGGUAUAAGUCCCUCCCACCCACCACUAUAAAGCCUCUCACGUUGACUGUGUACACUCUGACAAAUAGGUAACUACAGCCACAGAAAAAGCACCCACCCAGGAGUAACUGGAGAGAUCUAUGCAACUGGCAGCCUCCCAGUGAAGUGAAUUGUUUUGAGCCUGAGAAGAAGACUGAAGGAGAUGACUCGUCACUCUCAUCCAUGUAGAAUUUAUGGUAUUCCUGAGCACAGAGAAAUUUGCCAUUGCUCAAAACUGUUUUUGUCCAGAUAUUAAAUUGGGCAAAAUAAUGACCAGGGACUGAAGAGGGUCAGAGUUCACAUAACCAGCUUUUUGGACCAUCUUAUGUAAGCAUGGUAUAAUCCAGGCUCCAGCCAAUAUGAAAGUGCAUCUUCAAACCAUCAUCUGCGGGUGUGUUCUAGCCACAGUCCUACCGCUGGUGAAAGGGACAGUCCUACCGCUGGUGAAAGGCACAGUCCUACCACUGGUGAAAGGCACAGUCCUACCGCUGGUGAAAGGCACCAAAGUUGACCUCAACUCCAACAUGAAAAAGAGAUUUAGAGUCUGGUUACAGAGCCGCACAAGAGAAGAUUUCCAAAGCAGCUCUGCAGUGAACUCAGGGAUCCUCAGUGGACCAGGGCAGAGAGAGGAGACAGACCCCUCAGUAUUUCAUUCCAGGUCCAGAAGAUCCAUUGUGACCUCAGUGAAAAGACCAGGCUGUUCUCUGGGAACAUGCAGCCUGCAUGACCUGGCCCAUCGGCUACACAUCCUCAACAACAAGUUAAAGGUCAACAGAGCCCCGGAGGACAAGAUCAGCUCACAGGGUUACGGUCGCCGCCGCCGCAGGUCGCCACAGUCACUCCCACAGCGCUACGCAACGCUAAGUCUCCAAGCAGGCAGAGUGAGACUGAACUGCAGCAGAGAGUGCAGCCAAGGACUCCACCUACAGGCCAUCCCUCUCAGACAAACUUGAGACGGGCAGAGAACAGGAAGAGGAGUGUCGAUCUAGCAAAUAUCAAGCACUUUUUUUAUGUUUGGGGCUGGCUGAGAUAUUACUGAGGUCCUAUUCCUGAGCAUUCCUUUCCUGCGUGGGGAAAAGGAGGACAAGGUCAAUGGAGCAGGAAACAAUUUUCACGCCACUGGAUGGAAGAUAGAGGGGCACAAGAAGGUGUGGGGGUGGGGUCUAAAAGAGGUGUGUGUGUGUGUGUGUGUGUGUGUGUGUGUGUGUGUGUGUGUAUAUUCCUGUUGCAGUGACUUCUGCACUCUCAGAGCUGUGGAACUUGACACACUUCUGUCUCUUUCCCAGCUCAGGAGACAUUCUCUCACCCCUGUGGCAGCAUAGAAAGAGUGGCUUGGUUGAAUACUGUCGCUCCAAACCACACCACUGCACUAGGGCUAGGACUAGAGCUUAACCUCUAGACUAGAUUGGGGACUAGAGUUUAACCCUGAGACCAGACUGGGGCUUGGACUAGAGGUUAAUCCUUAGACUAGACUGGGGCUGGGACUAGAGCUUAACCCCUAGACCAGACUGGGACUAGAGGUUAAUCCCUAGACCAGAUUGGGGCUGGGACUAGAGGUUAAUCCUUAGACUAGACUGGGGCUGGGACUAGAGCUUAACCCUUGGACUAGACUGGGGCUGGGACUAGAGCUUAACCCCUAGACCAGACUGGGGCUGGGACUAGAGCUUAACCCUUGGACUAGGCUGGGACUAGAGCUGGGCCAGGAGCCUAGCAGGAGAAGAGGAGGACAUAUAACAUGCUCAUGACUGACUAAUUUCACAUAUACCACCAAUAUCAGUUCAAAACAAUAUCAAUGGUGGUGAGAGACACUGUAACAGAAAUAUUUGGUCAAUGUGUUAUGUAUUUUGUACUCAUAAAGGAUUAUCUACUUGAACUUGAGUUUAUGUAUAUAGAGAUAAGUGCAAUGUAUAUAUACAGCAAAUUGUUACCAAGUGUUGAUUUUUCAGUGUAACAUUUCUAGUGUUGAUUCAGGUGUUAAAGUCACUCUGUAAGUGUUAACUUAAUUACCAAUGUUAAAACAAAACCACACCCUUCAUUAUCAUAUUUCCCAGCAUGCUCUAUUGCAGGAUGAUUUUUUAAAAAAUUGUUUGUUUCAAUAUCUAUGUUUUUGCAUGUACAUUGAUUGAUUUAAUUAAUCUUAAGCUACUCAAAUAUACAUUUGUCUAAACUAAUCAAAUCUGUUAAUUGGACUUUUUUUCAACCAUUACUGAAAUGGUGGUUCCAGGUAAUAUGCUUUACUUCAGCGAUUUAAAACUAGAUUUGCCCAAGAGGCUGUAGUUGGUUUUCAACGGGGCCACUGAAAAUUGGUUGUAUCAGCAAGAAAAUUAUUAUUCCUUUUUUCAGGAUCCUGUCUGUCAAAGAUAAUUUGUAAAAAUCCAAAGAACUUCACAGAUCUUCAUUGUAAAGGGUUUAAACACUGUUUCCCAUGC